This is a messenger RNA of Nilaparvata lugens (brown planthopper), 3123 nucleotides long. Its product is annotated as guanine nucleotide-binding protein G(o) subunit alpha. Gene Ontology annotation, cellular component: heterotrimeric G-protein complex. NCBI's taxonomy places the organism in Eukaryota, Metazoa, Arthropoda, Insecta, Hemiptera, Delphacidae. Gene Ontology annotation, biological process: Rho protein signal transduction; adenylate cyclase-modulating G protein-coupled receptor signaling pathway. The transcript is spliced from 9 exons. The record is from RefSeq and is a predicted model, not a curated record. The coding region runs from base 183 to 1262 and encodes 359 amino acids. Gene Ontology annotation, molecular function: G protein-coupled receptor binding; G-protein beta/gamma-subunit complex binding; GTPase activity.
UCUUGUUGAAAGUUGCAAACUGUUGCUCAUUUUGUUCUUUGUUUGCUUACAUUAUUUUGGCAUUUGAGAUUUGAAUCAUAAGUUCGUGGAAUUGAGAUUUCUCAGCUUCUAUCUAUCAACCUCCAUCACCAGGCUUCAAUAAUUGCAUACUAAUUCAGCGAGAGUGAUGUGCGUAAGAUGGGAUGGGUGGCUGCCUAACUCUUGACAGAGAUGAAACGAAAGCUCGUCGACGCAGCGAGCAAAUCGACAAGCAGCUCGGCGAAUUGGCAAGGCAGCAACGUAAUAUCAUCAAAAUCCUACUGCUUGGUGCGGGGGAAAGUGGGAAAAGUACUCUGGUGAAGCAGAUGAAAAUAAUUCACAGCGAUGGCUUCACCAGGGACGAGUUGUGCAGCUUCCGUCCCACUGUCAUGGACAACCUGCUUUCCUCCAUGAAGUAUGUGCUCAGUGGCAUGGGUCUGCUCAGAAUCAACCUGCAGUCUGCCAAAAAUAAGGCGCAUGCGCAAACCGUGCUAGCUAGUCCCAGCUGUUUCGACAAGAGCUUCAAUGUCCUGCCCGGAGUGGCCCAGGCAUUGCAAGCUCUCUGGCAAGACAGGGGAGUUCGUCUCGCCGUAGCCAGGGGAUAUGAAUACGAACUCAACGAUUCUGCUCUCUAUUUAUUUGAAAACAUGGAAAGGAUAUGCAACGAAAAGUACAUACCUUCGCCGACCGAUGUACUGAGGGCAAGGGUUAGAACUAAUGGAAUUAUAGAAACUCAUUUCAAAAUGAACGAUGUGGUGAUUAGUAUGUUUGAUGUGGGAGGCCAGCGAUCUCAAAGAAGAAAGUGGAUCUAUUGCUUUGAUGACGUCAAAGCUGUUCUAUUCGUGGUGUCAUUGAGUGGAUAUGAUAUGACGCUCAUUGAAGACACAAACGUCAACCGGCUAGAGGAGAGUUUGAAUCUUUUCUCUCAAAUAGUGAACAACAGAUUCUUUCGGGAAGCAUCUUUCGUGCUUCUGCUGAAUAAGUUCGACCUAUUUAGGGAAAAGAUUCUCUAUUCUGGCAGACAUCUGAGGCUUUAUUUUCCCGAUUAUAAAGGACCAGACCACGACGUAGACCGCGCGGCGCUGUUCAUCCAGCACAAGUUCGCACUGCGCAACCAGAACGCAGCCAAAGUGAUGUAUCCGCACUUCACCACUGCCACCGACACAUCCAAUGUGCAGGUCGUCUUCCAGGUGGUCAUGGACAUGGUCAUCCGGCACAAUCUCACUCAGAUGACGCUGCUCUGACGCACAGACUUAAUCAUCAAACUACCACCGUCUGCCUUCAGAUUCUGGUGAUAUCAUCAGAUGUUGUCUCUUCUAAAUUAUUGUUAGUUCCUAGAUAAGAAGUGUUCUUACAAUUAUAGGUAUAUUUUUGAUAACAUUAUUUUUAUAUUAUGAGAUAGAGCUUUUGCUAAGUACAACAUUAGUGCUCUCAUUGUUCAAUGAAUUAUAUUUUGGUCUCAAGAGGCGUUUCAUUAAGGAGGAUUAAAUUCGAUAGGUAUAAAAAACCUGUUGUAUGUUUUCUCUCGUUUAAUUUUCUGUACAUUUUAUGGUUCCAUAUUAUUCUUCGGUCCCAUUCAAAACUGUAGUUAUCAACCCAUAACUUAUUUGGUGUAUAAGAAGCUUUAUAAAAACUUGCCCCAUAAAAUUUGUUUUCCCUGAUAAGUAGCCUAAUAAUAAAUUUUCCCCACUCCAAAAUAAGACUAUUUACUUAUUAAUGAGCGCUUCGAGCCUUGUGAUAAACUUAUCAUGAAUGAAUAAUAUAAAUCAUUUGAAAACGUUUAGCUGUUCCCGAAUUGCAUCUGAAGCAUUCAAUUAUUAUUAUGAAAUACGUUUUUUAGGUUGAUUACAUAUAAAUGCUUAAUCUUAAGAAGUUUCAAUUUUUUAUAAGAUUUAUCAAUUUAAAUUGUUCUAGGAUAUCUAUAUGAAUGGUUAUAAUUAUUAAUUGAAAAUGUUAAUUUGUUUUUGAAUUUUAUAAAACUCAAAUGUGAUGAGAUCAGCUUUAUAAGCUCGAGUUAAUGAUGAUUAAUCUUCUUAUAAGUUGGAAUAUAGCAAUAUAAAUUGAAUAGAAAAUUCUAUAAUAUAGUGAAUAGUAUAUAAACUAGUUGAUAAAUUGUUAGCCUAUAUCAAUUAUUUGGAUUGAGCUUUAAUAGAGUUGUUAUAUUGUUGAUAAACAAGCAAAAUUUCUAUUGGAAAAUAUUUUAUAGCUUUUGUAUAUUUUUUGAUACAUCUUUACAUUAGAAACUAUUAUUGUUGAAAGUAGGGUAUCGAGUAUUUAAUUGAACAUGGGGGCUUAGAUAAGUAUUUAGAUGUUGUUAUAAUGCAUAUUUAAAUGCUGUUAAGUGUUCAUGUUUAUUGAAAAGUAAAACAGGUCUUUUGGGACAUUUAAUUUCUACAUUAUGUGGUUUUUCAAUCCAGUUUUUCAAUUAUUAUAUGUUUAAUUUUUAUGGUGAAAUUAGCAUGUUAUUGAAUGAUUGCAUUAUUAAUUUUAAUAAUAUAAGUUGUAGUGCAUGGUAGAAAUAAACUUUUGUUGAACAAAUUAAUAUUACGUUUUCUAUAAUUCAUAAUGACAAUUUUCACGUUCUUGUCAUAUUGACAUUCGAUAUUACUCAUCCUUGAAUUAUUUGUUUUUGUUUACUUUAUUAUCUAUCAAUAAAUUGUUGAUCGAAUACUUUUGAACAUUGAACAAAGUAUAUUAUCUAUUGAUCAUUAGAUUUAUUUUUUCUAUCUCAGAUUUAAAAUUAGGCUUCAUUUAACUUUGCGAAAUAUUUGCUGAUUUGAUUGCUCUUCCAAGGCUUGAUUCAUAUGAAUUCGUUUUUGAAGUAUAUUUCUGUUUUAUUUAUUGCCAGGUGUGUUCUAAGUAAUACAGACUAUUUCAUUAUGUACUCUGAAUGACUGUCCACAAUCUUGAUAAUAUAAUCAUAAAAUAACCUAUCUAUAUAAGGCUAUUCUCUCAUAUAAUGCAAAAAAAGCUUGAAUAUUAUAGCAAAAAAUAAAUAAAUAAUAGAUUCCUAUCAUGAUAGAAACAAAAUCUUGAUUUGAAAAAAAAAAAUUUAGAAUUCCACGAUAUAUAGAGUUAUCAGUAAAUAAUAUUAAUACUUUUUUA